Molecule: messenger RNA, 5180 nt
Organism: Hemicordylus capensis (graceful crag lizard)
Lineage: Eukaryota; Metazoa; Chordata; Lepidosauria; Squamata; Cordylidae
Exons: 3
Coding region: 126-3929 (1267 amino acids)
Source: RefSeq, a predicted model, not a curated record
CCGGUGGGGGGCGGCCUUGGCCAGGGAGAGUGCGGAAGGGGCGCCCUCCCCGGAAGCUGGCGUCGCGGUUGCCGCGGUAACCAGAAGCCAACGACGGGGCCCGGCGCUCUCCGGCGAGGGCGAUCAUGUCGGCGCCCGGCUGCUGCCCGGUCCAGGCUCCGCCGCCGCCCCCUUCCUCCUCCUCGGGGCUGGGCGAGCCCCCUGGCCGGCAGCAGGACCCCUGGGACCCCCGGGGGAAGGCCGCGCAGAGGCCCGCCCUGGCGGUGCUUCCCUUCCCCAGCGGGGCGACCACCACAGCAGCUGCAGCCCCGCCUCCGCCUUGGGGGCCCGAGCAGGGGCGGGCGCUGGGCCCAGCUGCUCCCGUGGGGCAGGCCCUCCUCCUCCCUCCGCCAGCCCCGAGGAGGAGGAAGGGGGCGGCGGCGGAGCCUGGACCGGCGGCGGAGCCUGGACCGGGCUCCCUCCGCCAGCCUCCAGAGAGGUUGGGCCAGGGCUGGGCCCGGGACGGGAGCCUCCCCCGCAGAGAACUGCCGCCGCUGCCCCAGCCAGAGCGGGAGGGCAGCCCCCCCAGGAAGACCCCGCGGGGGUCCUUGGGGGGCACCUGCGGCCUGCCUGUCGGGGGGGCGGAGGAGGGCGAGAAGCACAGGAAGUGGUUGGACAUCCCCCCGUGGGUGAUGCCGGGGCACCCCGGGGACCAGAGCCAGCCCCAGGGAGCCCCCUUGGGGAGGGCAGGGAUGAAAAGGGAGUGGGGCAACCCCCCCAGGCUCUCCGGGCAGCCCAGUCCAAGUGGGGAGAGACGGGGCAGCCCCAGAAGGCUUGGGAGAGCAGAGGAGGGUCCCUGGGAAGGCAGAAGAGAGCCAGCCACCCACAGACAAGGACAAGAGGAGGAGAAAAGCAGCCAUGCUGCGGCGGGGGACGGCCGCUCCCCUCUGGAUGGGACACCCAGCUGCUCUGUGGCUUCUCCCUCUGUCUGCCUGGAGCCAUGGAGCCCGUGUGAAGCGGUGGUGCGGUGGUGGCUGAUGUGCCACAAGGUUGUGGCUUCCAGGGAUGUGGAAUACUUGACGGAAGAUUAUUUCAGGAAUAUGGUCUCCCCUUGCCCGCGUCCCCUUCUGCCCAACAGAGCAUCCGAGCUUCCUGUCCUGAACGAGGACGUCCAGCGCUUGUUCAAGCAGAAGAAAUCAAGGCCGAGUUCUGUUGCCGAUUCUUCUUUCUGCGCCAUCCAUCACGACCUGCUUUCCAUGCUGGGGCCGGCCAUGCUGAUCCAGGAGAAGGCUGAGGAGGCGGCGGCGAGGGCUGAGCGGCUGGACCCCAAGGAGCUGUGGGAUUGGGCCCGCCUGCUCCUCUACCACAUCAGCAGCAUCAACCAGGCCGUCAACCGCAUGCGCCGCUGGCAUGUCCUCUGGCUCAUCGACCGCUGGCUCACCACCUUCUCGUACUUGGGCCUGGAGUCUGAAAGCACCGAGGGGAAGCUCUUUGCAGAAGACAAAGCCAAACAGCUGGUAGCUAUGGUGGCCUCACAGGUCUCCUUCAACCGCAGACUGCCGGCAGCAGCUGCAGCAACCUCCAGGCCAGGAGAUCAGGCCAUUGUUGCCACCUGUCACCCCACGGAUAGUUACUCUGCGUCCCAUGGGCCAAGCACAGGGAGCCCGCCAGCCGAGCAGACCCUUCCCGACCGUGCUGCCUGUCCACAGAGGGUCCGCGCUUCAGGGAGCCAGGCUGGGAGCACCAGGAGCAGCCCUGAGAGCAGAGGAAGGGAGAGUCCUGGACCCCGCGGAGCCGGGAGGCGGGAGAACCCGGCUGGGAAUGAAGGAGCCUGGGGGGAUCCCGCGGGGGACCCAUCCAGGGGCAUCGGUGGCCAGAACCCGCUGCCCCUGCAGUGCCGCCGCCUUGAGGGAGCCGGCCGAGAGCCGAGCUGGGCAGGAGAGCGGCUGGUCUGGGGGGGCAGCCCCACGGGACUGGGGCGAGGCGAGAGGCCAGAGGAGGGCAGAGCACCGCUGGGGAGCUGUGAGGAGGUGGCAGGGGGCCGGGGGGCCGGGCAGUUCCCUGAGUGGAGCAGCGGCCCUCCCAAGGGGGCCUCCCGCUCCCCGGCGGCUCCGUCCAGCAGCCAGCAGGAGUGGGGCCCCUCUGAGCCGGCCCUGCCGGGGCAGCCGCAGUGCCAGCCGGCCCCGGCUCACCCAGCACUGCAGCCGCUGCCCUCUUUCGGCCCACACCCCCUCCAGCCUCCCCCGAGCACUGAGCCCACCCCCUUUGUGCUGCUGCAGAGCCCCCCCGCUCCUGGGUGGAGGCUCCCGACCCCCUGGGGUGGCCCCCUCUGGGAACCAGGAAGGGAGCACCCCACAAGCUGGGGCCAGACUGGGGAGGAGCUCCAGGCUUUGCCCCAAGGGAGGGGGCAGGGGCCCCUUCCUGGAAAUCCAGGGGGCAGCAGAAGCCCUAUGUGGGGACCGUCCUGGGCCACCAGCAGCCCGACACGACCACUCGGGGAACAAGGCCAAGCCGAUCCGGGAAGCUCCGAGGGGGGGAGCGGAGAGCCGGCUUGGCAAGGUCCGGGGGGCACCCCCCUGAGGCUUGGGGGAGUGGGGAGGCCCGAGGGAGGCCCAGCCGGGCCAGGGAGCCAUGGGCAGGGAGAAGAGGAGGAAGAGGGAGCGAGGAAGAAGAGGAGGAAGAGAAGUGGGGCUGGGGGCCAACCCGAGUUCAGCAGCUGCCCCCCCCAGGAGGCCAGUGACCAGCAGGAGUGGUUGCCUUGUGCGCCGGUCGUGCAGUGGUGGCUCCAGUGCCAGGAGAUCCUGGAUGCCCCGACGCAGCACCGGCUGCUCGACCUCCUGCCCCACCUCCUGCCCGACGAGGUGGCUGAGCCGGCUGUGCUCAACGGGGAGGUCUGGGCCCUCCUGAGCCAGGAGGGGAAGAGGCAAUACCGGAGCGCCGUGGCGCCCUUCUGCGAGAUCCAGUGGGACGCGCUGCGCCUCGCCGGGCCCGCCCUGUUCCUCCACGACACGGUGCAGCAGGCCGCCAAGAGGCAAGAGAGGGUGCACCCCGCGGCCCUCCGAGAGGGGGCCCGGCUCCUCCUCCGCCUCGUGGGCAGCCUCAACCAGAAAGCCAUCGCCCUGCGCCAGGCCUGUGACCUGGGGCGGCUCCGGCAGGGGCCCCCCCGGGGGGGCGGAGAGGAAGCCGCCCCUGGUGGGCAGCCGGGCAGCUCUGACCAGCUCUGGCGGGCCGUCAGCAGAAAGGCCUCUGGCAAGCUGGCCACUUGGGUGCCCUCGAAGGCCGCCCUGCAGUGGUGGCGGAAGUGCCAGACCGCCUGGAACGUCCCGCAGAGGAAGAGCUUGCUGGCCGCCUGCCCGAGCCCUGUCCUGCCCCCGGGAGGAGCCCCCGUGCCCUACGCCUGGGUCUGCCCGCAACACGGCAGCCAGAAGAAGCAGCGCGGGUGCUGCGGGUGCUCGGCCUGGAAGUUCUGGUUCUUCAGCCAGCAGGAGCUCUUUGCCCUGCUGGGCUCGACCAUGGCCAUCUACCAGAGGGCGGUGGAAGCCUAUGAGCCCCUGGAGCCCCAGGGCCUGUGCAGGUGGGCCCAGCUCCUCCCCAACCACGUUGGCGCCAUCAGCUGCCAGGCGAACUGCAUGCGCCGCUGGCAUCUCCUGCACACCCUCCAGCCGAGCCUGGUGAAGCGGCUGCCGCAGAUGUUCCGCCCGGGCCCGGCCGGCCUGCUCUUUGCCGAAAAGGACGUCCGGCUGCUGAUGGAGGCGAUGAGCAGCCACCUGGAGGAGCUCCGAGCCCGGCCCUCGGUCUGCCUCGAGGGCCUCCUGGAGUACCAGCAGCGGAGUGGCGCCUCCCCCGCGGCCGGUGGCCCAGAGCCCACCGCAAGGCCAAGCCCAGGGGACCACCAAGUCCAGCAGAAGCACCACGGAGGACCUGGAGGGCCCUCGGGAGCCUGGGAGUGACUCAUGGGGCCCUCACACUUGGCGGCUGCCCAAGACUCUUCCCCGUGACUCCCGCAGGGCAGCAGAAGGGGAUGGCCCCGUGUGGCCGAGCAAGCCCAUCUGACUGGACUGCCUCUUCCGCCUCCGGGGCACGUGACCCACAGCUGCCCCACGUCAAGGCCCGGCGAGGGGGCUGGAGACGCCUCCCGCCAAAGAGGGGUCCCAUCCCUCCCCCAGCCCCGUGGCUCCUCCUGGGUGGGCUUCAGUGGGAGGCGUCUGCUAGGAGGCAGUUCUGGCCAAGGGGCGCUCAGCAUCCUCCAGGAGGGGAAACCACACAGAGUUGGUCCGUCCCGGCAACCCUGUCUGGAAUUGCUGCCCAGGAAUUAGUGGUGUGCACGGAACCGGCAGUAGCUGGUUCGAAGGUGGGGGGGGGAUACUCUUGCCCACCCCCACCUGCGCUGUGAUUUAAAAUGGUCCUGUGGGGCCGCAGUGCACCUCCUUGUGCCCCCCCCUGCCCCGCACAUUGGACCAGAAGUACCUGGCGCCUGCUGGAGCUACUCGUGACGUGCGGGGGGGGCAGGGAGGUGCUCUGCUGCCCCAUGGGACCAUUUUAAGCCCCAUGGGACCGUUUUAAAUCACAGCAAUCACAGUGCCGGUGGGGGACAUGUGGUGGGUGUGUGGGUGGGUAAGUGCCCCCCUGCUCCUUAAAGGUAUCCCCCCCACUUUCAGACUGGUUUGGAGGUCUGUAAAAGGGCCUCUGGACUGGUUCCUGUGCAUACCUACUGGCAAGCAAUGGGUUAAACUAGAGAGUCCAUUAAGGGAGGGUGUUGCCCGGGGUGGUGUUAGCUCUGGCCUGGUCUCCCCCCCGCCUUCCUUUGGGCAGCAGGAGCAUCCUUGCAGGCUCCCUGGUGGGAUGAGGGUCUUGACUCCUGUCCUGAAUCCCGGGGAAGGGAGAGGAAGCCAGGCCCCCCCCUCCCGGGGCUUUGCGGGGUUCCUGCGCUGGUUGCGGGGAGGGGGCUCUUGUUUCAGGGCACCGCUGGAGUCCAGUGCCUGUACUACUUGGGGCGCGCCUGGGGGGGGGGGUAUUUCCUCCCGGUGGGACCGGGCAUUUGUAAGAGGGCUGUGUGUGAUACUCCCCCCCCCAAGAAGGACUGGAGGGGGCGUAGCAGAAUCAAGGGGGAGACCCACCGACAACCCCCGCGCGUCCCGUCCCAUCCCGCGGCCUCUUGCGCGAGUUGUUGUCAGCUGCAUAAAGGUGGUUGGUUUCUUUGA